Messenger RNA from Chondrus crispus (carragheen), 1817 nucleotides. RefSeq lists its product as hypothetical. NCBI's taxonomy places the organism in Eukaryota, Rhodophyta, Florideophyceae, Gigartinales, Gigartinaceae. The record is from RefSeq and is a predicted model, not a curated record. Bases 1 to 819 code for a protein of 272 amino acids. The transcript has 2 exons.
AUGCCGCUCGUUGAAAAUGAGCUCGGCCUUCCAGACGGCUUCGUCCUCGAAAUUAACACCUACUUGCUCACUGUCCUCACCGACGCGGACGCCAAGUUUACCCCUCAUCAAGUCGUUCACAAGGUCAUGCAGCGCGCCAACGAGCUCUACGAGAAGCAACUGUUUGGGACGAAGCGGAGCCUCUCCUCCGCAGAGGGAAAGCUCAAGAAGGACCCGCAAUCGCCGCUGCCGAGGCACCGAAAGCGGCCGGCAGAGUCCAUGCAGUACGAGGCGCCACGCUUCGGCCAUAGCAGGCUAGCGACCGCCACUUUGAUGAAGCAGCUCACUCUGCUCAAGGACAUGGACACGCGGAAGGACGGCUUCAUAGCGGAACCCGUCGAGGAGGACCUGUACAAAUGGAAUGUCCAUCUUUACUUUGAUGACGUGCAGGGCUCGAGAAUCGCCUCUGAUCUCGCAAAGAUCGCAAAGAGAGAUACCGUGAAGCUGGAGUUCACCUUCCCGGCGGACUACCCGCACGCCCCGCCAGUCGUCCGCGUCGCAGCCCCAUACGUGUCGGCAGGGCAUGUGCUCCACCGCGGCGGGCUCUGUAUGGAGCUUUUGACCGCCUCGGGAUGGGCUCCGGUCAACAGUAUUGACGUGGUGUGCAUUCAGAUUCGCGCGAUGCUGAUACAGGGACAUGCCCGCAUUGACCCCAAGAUGCAGAGCAAGAUCACGAAAUACACUUUUGAGGGAGCGUUGAAGGACUUGCAUUUAGUGGUCAAAACGCAUCGGUGGAAUGCUGGAACACCGCCUCAGCUGCGCAAAAAGUUAAGGUAUUGAGAGGUGGAGGUUGCGAUUGAUGGGCGUGCGGAUUUAGGCCGCAUUGUAGAUUUGUGAUUGUUCUUAUGCAGAGGGAUAUGAGGAUGGGUGGUGCCCUUUGAAGAAGAGUAUCAAGCGUGACCAGAUGUCGGGGGUCAAGCAGAGGCGUUUUGAAUUUCUGCGACGCGUUCCUUGCGACUGACACGCCCAGCUGCAGCAACCCCUGAUAUUCUAUUUUGCUUGCUCGGAUUGUGUUGCCCAUGGUACACGAUGCCGGGGAAAUGUUGGGCGGGAUGUGAGCGAUUUGGCGAAGGAAAGUACGUGGAGGUUUCGCGGAUGGGGGUCUCUCUCGAGGCUGUGUUCUUCUGCCGAUACAUGGAAAGCCGUGGGUGUGUUGAUGAGACGACAAGUCAUACCGCAAGUGUUCUCGCAACGCUGCUGUGCAGCCGUAUCAAAGUUGGCGACGCUCGUUGAUAUCCAAGGCCGCUAUGGACAUUCAGUGGCAUUUGGAAUGAGUCGGCAUUGGUGGUGCGUAGUGGUGAAAUGAAGAAGCCGGAUGGGACUCUGGUCUCAGAAAGUGGUUAGUUGAUUGUCCCUCUCGUUUCCGAUGUUUUUCUGCCAUAUUUCGGACAUUGUUGCAUGCACCUGGUGAGCGACCAAACGAGCGCAGCGCUCUCGAUUUCAGGAGGGCGGCGCCGGGGCAAAUUAAUGGGAAAGUGCUUGCUGGAGCGUUGUUGGUUUGCCCGGCAGUCCGCGCAGUUAGUAAUGAGUUUGAUAAUCUCACAUUGGGUGGCGGUGCGUUGCGAUCGGGUGAACUGUUAUCGUCUGUUGUGUCGCUACGGGAUCGGUAUGACGUGAGGUACAAGCGGUUGUAGCCAAGGUAUUGGAUCCCGCCACAAGGAUGCGUGGCUGAUGAUGUCGUAUUAUGGAUUACAGUGCUGUACAGUAGGAUGCUGUAAAGGGGGGUACUCCUGACGUCGGACAAAAACCUCAAUAUUAAAAGAAAAAAGUAGUUGCAA